Molecule: messenger RNA, 1269 nt
Organism: Penicillium argentinense
Lineage: Eukaryota; Fungi; Ascomycota; Eurotiomycetes; Eurotiales; Aspergillaceae
Exons: 2
Coding region: 1-1269 (422 amino acids)
Source: RefSeq, a predicted model, not a curated record
AUGAACGGGACCAACCCUCUGCUCUCAAAGGAAGAGAACACGGCACAGAUGAUCGAGCCUCCGACAGAAGAGGAGAUGAACCAGGCUAUUACGGGGAACUUUGGUCGGCUCAUGACAGUGAUGAAAGCCGUCAAGAACUUCAAACGGCUUGUCGAUCCAACCAAGACAGCUCCAGCCAUGCAGAGUAUUUUAGGCGGAGAUGCACAGUUCGUUGCGCCGCCGAUGGAAAUGGACGAGAGCGAAGACUUUCCCUCUGUCGGACUCGACCCCAAUGCACACAGCCAUAGCAGCCACGGCCUAAAUGCAGGCGUUCGGAAGUUUUGGGGGAGACACCGAGAAGACUCUGGAGCAACGGGGACCAGCGAUUCAGCAAGCUUCUCCUUUCGGCCAGAGCACAGCCCAGCAAGCAGCCGUCUACCCAGCGGUGUCUUCGAACCAGAGCGAAAAGACUCCGGCUCCGUGCGAAGCGGGCGAUCCCCCGGAAAAGUAGACGAAAGACCACACUCUCAAUCCGGAUCAAUCCCCCUCUCACGCGCCAGCUCCGCAACCACCAAGCGCAGUAUAGAAGGGACAAGAGGACACGCCCGGGAUCCCCUGGAAGAAGACUGGCCAUACCUCUUCAUUGGACCCUCAACGUACACAGGGACGUCGCCACAGACAGAAACCAACACCAAGGAGAGCUUACUCAUCUUCGCCGAACCAGAAACCACAGAAGACGACCCUACGCAAGUCUCGGAGCCAAUGCCCAUUGUCAGCGAAUCCCCCGGCGCAGCAGACUUCGACAUCUACGAAACAGCCUACAGCCAGGAACUCGAGCGCAUCAAAUCCAAUCUCUUGACGCAAACGGCCCCCGGCGCCGGUCCAAAGGUCUACCUUACCCGUCGCGUGGAGGGUAAAGACGAAGUGAUGAAAUUCGUCAAAGACAAGACACUCAAUCUGCAGGUGGGACAGAAGAAGGUCUCUAGUCCAUCGCCUGUGCGCGGGCCUUCGACGGCGUUCGGGGCGGCGGUUAGUAUGUUGCGAAAUCAGAUUCAACAGCAGAAGGAGCAGGCUGAACGGGAGGAGUUGUCUGAGGCUGAGGUGGAACAACCCCAGCAAAGGUCCGAGGAUUGUGGUGAGAGACGUCCUGCGCAGCCGCUCUCGUCGCAGCCUAUUACCGCAGAACCGUCUUCGCUUGAGGCUACGGGGGUUCCUGCUUCGGAAGGGGCGGGAAAUUCGACGGCGCAGCUUAGGAGGUUGCUUGGGAUGGUGAAGGAGAAGGGGGGAUGA